AUGCAAGGACAACAAAGAGAAUUGGAAAUUGAUAAACGAAUUGCUAAACAAUGCAUCAAAAACUAUUAUAAUAAUGAAUUGGUAGUUGACGAAGGAAAAAUAGUAGGAGAUGAGAAUAUUGCAGAAGAAUUUAACAGCUUCUUCUCGCGCAUAG
Molecule: messenger RNA, 154 nt
Organism: Paramuricea clavata
Lineage: Eukaryota; Metazoa; Cnidaria; Anthozoa; Malacalcyonacea; Plexauridae
Source: the annotation of a GenBank genome assembly